Morchella sextelata is the source of this 2649-nucleotide messenger RNA. RefSeq lists its product as uncharacterized. Lineage: Eukaryota; Fungi; Ascomycota; Pezizomycetes; Pezizales; Morchellaceae. The transcript is spliced from 2 exons. The record is from RefSeq and is a predicted model, not a curated record. Bases 1 to 2649 code for a protein of 882 amino acids.
AUGUCCUAUUCUGCUGUUCCCGCCAACUACAUGAGCGACGACGACCAGCUUGAGUCGCCGACGUUUCAACCUCCGAAACUGCAGCUCCGAAACUUCGAUUUCGGAAGCCUGUCUUCUGCUUUAGGUACGAGUGAAGCUAAGGGUGGUAGAUCGCGAUCUGGGUCUAAGGUGAAAUCGAGCAUACAUUCUGGAACGUCCUAUGAUAUGGUCGACUCCGACACCGAAUCAAAUUAUGACGAGGAUGAGAAUGAUGGAAAUGGGAAAGGAAAGGGGAACGGAGAAUCGAUGCAAGGGGGAAAUCUAAACAGCCACGGGAAACAGCAGCAAGUACACGACUCCAUGGCACAUGGCGGCGCGGGCAAUAUGCACUCAGAGAUAAUGAAAGACCCAUCUCGGCUCGGGCUACAAUUGGACGGCCGUGCUGACAGCAACGAAAGGGGUGUCUCAGCCCAAACUUCAGCUGUACCACCACGGCUCGAGUAUGAAGAAGCCGACAACUACGAUGAUCAACCACGUAGCCCGAGAAGAAGUAGAGGCAGUUCUCCAUCUAUACACACUCCUUUACCUCCGCCUCCAGAGCUCUUAGACCACCAGGAGUAUAGUGGCUCCUCGGAAGAUAUACAUCCAGUUUUUAGGCAUUCACAAUCGGUUCCUGAACUCCCUCCAGUUGACGUACAGGGGCUGCAUAUUCACGACGAUCGGGAUUACCGGCCAGCUACAUCUGCGUCUGGUGUGGGGGAUCUGUUCAAGGAUUUUGACGGCGUGCAUUUUGACCUUGAUAACCCAGAAGCUCCUGGAUUCCCGCUUCGAAACCAACAAGGUUAUCUCCCACCUUCGCCGGCGCCGACCCAUCAGCAGUACCGUCAAAGCCAAGCUUAUCCAGAUCACCGUCAAAGCCAAGCAUAUCCUGAUCAUCGCCAAAGCCAGGUCUAUCCAGACCCAGGCCUAGUCUAUUAUCCAGCUCCUGUUCCUGCGAUGCUAAACCUCCCACCGACACUGUCCAAAGCUCGACCAAACAACCGAAAUAGCAGAUUGAUGUCCACCGAGUCCCUCGGACAAGCUACAAAUAAUAACCGGCUUUCAGUUGCGCGUCCGGGAUCCUCAGAAAAAGAUCUCCAUAGGCGUUCAGUUGCGACAACGAAUGACCCUGCUCUCAACAACCGUCGUUCACUCGCUAAUCUCCCACCUGCUCUCCGUGCAUCCCAAUUCUUCGAUUCUCAGCUCCCGCCAAUAGUUCCGGACCUUAAGGAGGAGUCCGCAGUCGCGACACUUGACAGUAUCCUUGAUGCAUCAGCUCGUGCUCCCGCAGCCGCAUUCACGGAUCACCCAAUUACCGGUGGUGUUCCAUCAUACGCACAUAACCGCAACCGCUCCACUGCCACCAAUCUAGGAAAUUACCGGAAUAGCGUCGCCAUUAAUGUCAAGUUGCAUCCUGGCGAAUCCCCUCGCUCAUCACUAGAAGCUACUGACAACCCAGACCACCACAAUCACAACCCCGGAUACGACGAUGACGAUGCUGGCUCUCAUUUGAAUCCUGAAACGGGCGAAUACUAUGAUCAACAGCGCUUCUCUGGUACUUCUGAAGAAUUCGCAGCAGCAAAUUUGGAUCCCUCGCUCCAACCUCUUCCCACUACCCUUCUCGCGGAGCUUGAAUCUCGAAAAGCUCAACAAAGGCUCCGGAACCGUACAGCUGCUUCUGCAUUUCCUCGAGGAAUUCGAAGUACUCUUCUGCAGCUUGAUGCUGUUGCGCAAGUGCAACAAAAACACAGACGUACCAAAAAGACUCAUUUGGCAUGGGAGGAGGAAGGUGGGGAAGAUGAAGAUGAAAAAGAUGAGGACGUACCUCUCGGCGUACUAUUUCAAGUUUCCCCCGGCGUUCAAAAACGCCGCGAUGAUGAGAUACCAUUAGGUCUUCUUAUGAAAAAAGAGAUGGAAGAUGCAGAACCACUAAGCAAGCGUCGUGAUAGGCUACGCAUGGUGAAUGGGCAACCAAUGGCCCAGCCAAAUUCUCAUCGUAUGCUUGACGUGCCAGGUCUUGGUGGCUCCAAUGGUGGUGCUGAGGAGGAAGAAGUAGAAGGCGAGACUUUGAGAGAAAGAAUGAAGAGAUUGAAAGAGAAGCAACAAUUUGGGACUGGUGCUCUUGAUAUGAAUUUCGGAAGCGACAAAGGGGGCGAUCAACAAACAGAUAAGCCAGAAGUUGAAGAAACUCUUGCAGAGCGCCGGCGUCGUCUUCAGAAAGAAAAGCAGGAUGAAGACAAACAUCAAGCCCUCCGACGCGAAUCAGUAAUGCUUCAGCAAGAAGUGAAGUCCCGUCGUAACAUGGCUGAUCUCCUUCACGCAAAACCAAUGGGCAUGGCUGGCGCUCGGCCUCAAUCUUUCUAUGGUUUGCAAGGUGGUGGUGGUUCCAAUGGUAGCUUUGGGCAGCUACCUAUUCAACAAGGAUUUACUCAAGGGGGAAUGGUUGGGAUGAAUAUGGGUAUGGGAGGCUACGGCAUGGGAGGGCCCGGUUUAAUAGGUCGGGGUGCCGGCGCAAUGGGGGGCAUGGGGGUGGGCCCUGCAGGAAUGGGGAUGAUGGGCCCAGCGGGCGAGAUUAUAUUGGACCCUAAGCAGAGAGAAGUAGUGGAAAGAUGGCGAGCGAGUGUUAUGUAG